GGUAUUUAUAAAUAGGAGGGAGUAAGCAACCAUGCCGGAUACUCCAUCUUCGCCAAAGAGCGGUGGUCGGUUGGUGUUAAUGGAGAAUCUGCUCGGACUUCUCCGUAUUCGCGUCAUUCGUGGUGUCAAUCUUGCUGUUCGUGAUGUUCGCAGCAGCGAUCCUUAUGUUGUCAUCAAGAUGGGAAAGCAAAAAUUGAAGACACGGGUGAUAAAGAAGGAUGUCAAUCCUGUAUGGAAUGAAGAUCUAACACUUUCUGUCAGUGACCCGAAAAUUCCCAUUAAGCUGACUGUUUACGACCACGACAAAUUUAGCAAGGAUGAUAAAAUGGGAUAUGCUGAGUUUGAUAUCAAAUCAUUUAUAGAAGCUCAAAAGAUGAACUUGAAAAAUCUUCCUAGUGGAACGACAAUCUCACGAACGCUACCGGGCAGGCACAACUGUUUUGCUGAAGAGAGCUGCGUCAUCUGGAAAGACGGUCAAGUUAUCCAAGAUAUAUACCUUAGACUCAAAAGGGUCGAAUGCGGAGAAGUCGAAAUUCAGCUGCAGUGGAUUGAUCUUCCAAACCCCAAAGGUUAAAACAAGAUUUGGUUUAUCAGCAUCAUCCCUGUGAUUUUUACUUGAUCGUAAUAUUUCUAUCAUUCUUAUGAUUUGAAGUACCCGUCUAUAUGAAUCUUGAUU
Cucurbita moschata (crookneck pumpkin) is the source of this 676-nucleotide messenger RNA. RefSeq names its product protein C2-DOMAIN ABA-RELATED 4-like. The transcript is spliced from 3 exons. The record is from RefSeq and is a predicted model, not a curated record. NCBI's taxonomy places the organism in Eukaryota, Viridiplantae, Streptophyta, Magnoliopsida, Cucurbitales, Cucurbitaceae. The coding region runs from base 32 to 574 and encodes 180 amino acids.